Molecule: messenger RNA, 1425 nt
Organism: Belonocnema kinseyi
Lineage: Eukaryota; Metazoa; Arthropoda; Insecta; Hymenoptera; Cynipidae
Gene: Iyd
Product: iodotyrosine deiodinase 1
Exons: 4
Coding region: 409-1275 (288 amino acids)
Molecular function (GO): oxidoreductase activity
Source: RefSeq, a predicted model, not a curated record
CGGUUGCGAAAUCAAUUCCAUGAAUUCUUUCUAUAAAAAAACUGUUUACGAUUAAGCAAAUAACAAAUCCGCUAUAUAUUGUUAUUUUUUAUCAUCACAAGUCAGUUGCACUACAAAUCAAAUCGUGAAAAAGUUUUUGUUUACUAUUUUUGUUUACGAAAGUCAGAAACGUCAAACGAGCACGUGGUGUAAAUAUAACCUAACUUUUGGUGUCAUUCAGAUUUCAGACUACUGCUAGCAUUUUUUAACCGUUUGCUAUAAAUUAAUAAACGAUUGUCAGGAGUUUUUAUGAAAAUUAGACACAACUUCAAGUCUACUCAACGUGAUUGGGAGUUUAUUAAUAAUAAUACUAUUAAAGUUUGUGGUUUAAAGUUAAAUGUAAAUAAAUAGGUCAAAGACAACAAAAUCAUGAUUUCGGAGAUAUUGCCUUUUUGGUCAAAAUAUUGGCAUUAUAUUUUAAUCACGGUCGCCACUUACGUCUACGUGAUGUGGAAAAGUGGAAAAAUGAAAUCAGACUUACAGGAUUAUGAUAAUGAAAUGGAGAGGGAAAUACCAUCAGAGGAAGCAGAAAAAUGUGCAUCCAAUGAAGAAGAACCAGCUUUACCAAAAGAUUUACAGCACAUUCCCUAUAAAUAUCAACGACCUAGUGAAGCCGAAAUGCGAAAAAAAGCAAAUGAGUUUUUUGAAAUUGCUAAUGCAAGAAGGACAUUAAGAUUCUUCAGUUCUGACCCUGUACCGAAAGACGUAAUUCGUGAAAUCAUAAGAGCAGCUGGAACUGCUCCCAGUGGGGCGCACACAGAACCCUGGAUAUUUGUGGUCAUUUCUGACCCUGCAACCAAAACACAAAUACGAGAAAUUGUGGAAAAUGAGGAGGAAAUAAAUUACAGAAAACGAAUGGGUAAAAAGUGGACCAUUGAUUUGCAGCCUUUGAAAACUAAUUCGAUGAAACCAUACCUCACAACUGCUCCAUAUUUGAUAUUAGUUUUUAAGCAAACGUAUGGUAUCUUGCCAAAUGGAACGAGAAAAAUUCAUUAUUACAAUGAAAUGAGCGUUUCCAUAGCUUGCGGAAUUCUCAUCAGUGCUAUUCAGUAUGCUGGCCUCGUUACACUUACAUCAACUCCAUUGAACUGUGGCCCAGCCCUUCGUCUUCUGCUUGGUCGACCUAAUAACGAGAAGCUUGCAUUACUGCUUCCUGUAGGAUAUCCUGCUGAAGAUGCUACAGUUCCCGCCUUGGAACGAAAACCCUUAUCCGAUAUUCUCGUUGAAAUCGAUUAAACCCCGGAGAUUACAAAUCUCCUAGAUUUCUUACACAUUUAAGAUUAAUUAAAUGUCUCUGGACCUGAAACUUUCUAUUUUUUUAAUCUUUAUAUUUGAUAUCAAUUUUUAAUGAAUAAUAUUAAAGUGCCUUUUAGGAUGAGAGGGUGG